This is a messenger RNA of Trypanosoma rangeli, 1092 nucleotides long. RefSeq lists its product as uncharacterized. The transcript has a single exon. Gene Ontology annotation, molecular function: nucleic acid binding. The record is from RefSeq and is a predicted model, not a curated record. Lineage: Eukaryota; Euglenozoa; Kinetoplastea; Trypanosomatida; Trypanosomatidae. Bases 1 to 1092 code for a protein of 363 amino acids.
AUGAGCGAGCCAAAAGCAUUUGUUGCAGCGGAAUUACUGGAGAAAUACUUUGGUGCUCCGUACCUCUUUGACCAGACCAACGCCUUCUUCCGCGAGAAGGUGUCGCCGAAGAACCCCGAUGGCCUUGAAGCUCCGCCAACCAUCACGUGCGCCAGCUUUUUGCGUUUUGUGAACUGUGCCGUUGAUGAAAAAACCAUUGACUCCUUGUGUGAGGCGGCGGCGGCAAGCUCAAUUGUAGAAUCUCUGAAGGGAGAAAACGGUGAGAGGUGUCUGCGUCGGCGUAGUUUUCUAGACCCCAACGACGAUCCUGCUCUUCGAAGUAUUGUGGUUUGGCCUCUGCACCGCGCCUCAAAACCGGAGGAGGUGGAAGACUUUUUUCGACCGUAUGGAACCGUUGAGUAUGCUAGGGUCAUGCUGCGGCCCCACGGUGACACACAGCCCCACGCCAGCUUUGUGGUAUGCUUUGCCACCGUGGAUGAGGCUACCGCGUGCGCCGCGGCGAACAUCUCCUUUGGCGAGGCACCCUCAGCGUUAGCGCAACACUUUUUGCCGCCCCGCCUGCAUGUGGCUCUUGUGGAGGACUAUCGCGCCAAAACCGAGGAAAAGGCCCGGCUGCAGGAGGAGAUGCAAUUGAAGAAAAAUGUUGUGAGGGCGCAGAAGGCGUUAGCAGAGCUGAACGAGCAGGGCAUCAGGCGCUUUCUGCGCAGGGGUGUGACGUUGAAGGUGGAGGGCAUAGCGCCUGGAACGCCGUGGCAGACAAUAAAGAUGAAGCUGGGAAAUUUGAGCCUCACAAAUCCUGUGCUGCGGAGGGGCAUUACCCUCUUGAAGGUGGAGGGUCCUGACGAGACCGCGCCGUCGAGGCCGUGGCGAGCCUUUGUUAUCUGUCGUGAUGAGAAGGUUGCAAAGGAGAUGCUAACAAGCUUCAACCUGACAGACGGGGAGUUUGGGAGGCAGCUGCGGGAGGUGUGCCCGGUGCUGUUGCCGCUAACGGAUGCGGAGGAUGAGUACGCGCGACGGAACUUCCCGGAAUGGUGCAGGCCCCGUAUUGAGGCAAAGCGAGCCGAUAACCUGAAGCGUCAGCGCCAGUCAUAG